UAGGAGGUGUCCUAAUAACAGCUAAAGGUCUAUAUUAGUAAUUUUCCAGUCGCAUUACUAUCAAAUGAUAGUUAUGAUAUGAAAUGUUAUUAAAUCAUGAUUUUAGGCCUUAACAACGAGCAUGGUUUACAUGAGAUAACUUCUACAUACAUUAAACAGCUUUGGAUGUGCCGUAGACAUACAGGGCGUAAAACAAAUGAUUUAUUGAUGAGCUUAAAGUCACGUGACAAAAUAACAAUAAGCCUCAUACUCAUAUUUGAGCUUGAGGUAGAUCGGAUCAGACAAGAACUUUAGAAAUUGGAAAUAAUUUUAGGUCAUAUCGUUAAAUUUGUGAUGGAAUAAAUAAGUAUGAAGUGUACUUUUUUAUUUGUGUGUUUGUUGACUUUCGCUGCAGUUUGGAACUUCAUUUCCUCUGUUGAUAUUAGAUUUAGAAAAUACGAGUUUGUUUUCGAAGGAUACAGGUGCAUACCAAAUGAAACCGCCUUUGAAUAUGAAAACAUUUCUGAUUCUUACAAAUGCAGCAAGCUUUGUCACGUGAAUAACGCGUGUCUCAGCUUCUCCUACAAACCGGAUUCUUACCAGUGCAUUGGAUGUCGUGUUAAUCUUGGCAUCAGACCCAGCAGUUAUGAGUCGUAUCCUGGUUCGCUAUAUUUCCACACUAAGACAGAAACCAGCUGCAAAGAAAUUUCAGAGAAUAACCGCUUUGUGCCAAGUGGCCAGUAUAAGAUAAGGUUAUCGAAGUCAAAGAAGGUACAAACAGUGUACUGUGACAUGGACACAGACGGCGGAGGCUGGACUGUGUUCCAACACAGAUUUGACCAUUCACUAUACUUUAACCGAACUUUCUCGGAAUAUGAAAGCGGUUUUGGCGCCUUAAAUGGUGAAUUUUGGUUAGGUCUCAAGACUGUGCAGGAAAUGACAUAUCAGGUUAGACCUACGCUCAGGCUUGAUGUCAGAACGGAUGAUGACAUGAUGUUUACCGAAACCUACCAGAACUUUUAUCUUGACAAAGGCCCACGCUAUACCCUUCGUUUUGGUGAACAAGUGAAUGAUGUAGGUUCAGAGGGUUAUCUUAAGACAAACAAAAAUCAGCAUUUCUCGACUUAUGACGUUGACCAAGAUAGUGCCUCAGCCUCGAACUGUGCUAGGAAUAAUGGUGGUGGUUGGUGGUACAAUGCCUGCACCUGGAUAUCUCUAAAUAGAGCUGUUCGUAGUCGCGAUGGGAUGCUAAAUAUAGGUACCUAUGGACAUACCGGAAAAUAUAUCACAACCUCUAAAAUGAUGUUUCGAUGAUGACGAUGCAGUUUUUUCAUUGUAUCCUCUUAUAGAUAUUUAUGGACUGUUCAUGCAAUUUUAGUUUGUUUCAGUUUAUUAAAUUUUGAAAACAUUGUUAGCUUAAGAGAACCACAGGCGAUCGAUAAAAUCGUGUUUGCUAUUAUUAAUAAGCUGUUUAAAAGGUCUCUACCUUUUUUUAUUAUUUUUAGAAAUUGUGCAUGUCAACUAAUACAUGUUUAUCUUUAAAUGUCUGGACAAAUAUAACAGAACGAGCGCAUACGAAGGUAAAUGAUAUAGGUUACUAAAGGUAUUGAAAUGUAAAUAAACAAACAUAUUCAAUAAAAACAAAUUGAGAACUAUUUAAUUUGAAAUAUAUCUUUAUUCCAUUUGAGUUAACUCUGUUUAAUAUGCAAUACAGGUACAUUCAUCAAUACCUCCAUGAAAACUUUCUGCGCAAUGUGAAGGGCAAGAUCCCUGUCUUUCUGCAAUAUUACCAAAAUCAUUAACAUUACUUGCAGUCGAAAGAAAAGCCUCAAACCACCAACUUUGUAGAAUUAUUGAAAAAAUCCUGAAGCAUUAAUAUUGUUAGUGUUUGCCUUACGUUAAAUUAGCUUAAUAAACAAUGAGCCUUCAGAAAUUACGAUAUCUUCUCAAUCAUAUUCCUUGUUAAGUGUUGUUUAUUUUGUUGUCUUACUUACGCAUUUGUGUGCAUACGUGCGUGCGUGCGUGUCUGUGAAGAAGCUAUAUAUAGUCGACACAGCUAACUCGUGAACAUACGACUUGAAAUAUCAAAUUUUACAGUAGUACAAGAUACAGAGGACGCUCCAUCAAUCUUCCAAACUUUUAGGCAAUAUUUGGGUUAAAACCGAAUACGCAGAACUCAUCCGAAAUUAAUUUUAGUUGGAGCAGCAGAUACAUACCAGAGUCUCAUUGUUUCGUAGUUCGGCAUGUUACUAUGAGACCAAUGUUUUAUCUUGGUAACUACUUGUACAAGUAAAGCUCAAGUGGUGGGAAAAUUUUGUUUUGUUGAGAAUUAGUCUGCAUAAAUAAAUUCAGUUUCAUCUUAAAGCCAGACAGUUUUACCUUAAUGAUUAAUGAAGUACGUGUAAAACAUGUACACAGAAAUCGAUAUGAGCGAGCUGUGUUUUAGGAUCUGGCCUCCAAAAGUGUCAGGCAAAAUACAUCAUAAUUGAGCCGUGCCAUGAGAAAACCAACAUAGUGGGUUUGCGACCAGCAUGGAUCCAGACCAGCCUGCGCAGCCGCGCAGUCUGGUCAGGAUCCAUGAUGUUCGCUUUCAAACCCUUUUGCAAUUAGAGAAACUGUUAGCGAACAGCAUGGAUCCUGACCAGACUGCGCGGAUGCGCAGGCUGGUCUGGAUCCAUGCUGGUCGCAAAGCCACUAUGUUGGUUUUCCCAAGGCACGGCUCAUAUCAUGUGACUUGUGGUGUAUAAUUUUCCAUUCGAAACAGUUGUAGUCUUCUGUGUGCAUAUAAUAAAAGUCUUUACGGAUAAUACCAUAACUGUAAAAAAAAAGAAUUCAAUGCGUCAAAUAUUCCUGUAGCCAGAGUUACGGAACCCUUGUAAAACAGACGGAACCAACAGGCUUCCGUCAUAGUUAAAUGGUAUUGCAAUGUAUCUUUAAUAUGACAGUGUGGAAAAAUGUAACCGUACGAAAACAAGUUAUUUGUCAUAAAAUAUGGUUAUCAGUCCCCUACUGAUUAAAGAUCAAGGUCACAAUUGGGGUCAAAGUUCAAUAUGGCCUUUCUUGUCAGGUCCAUAACUCUGACAUUCAUGAAGGGAUUUUUAUAUCAUGGAUACUGUUGCCCAAGAUGAGACGACGUGUCAUGCACAAAACCCGGAACCCUAUCUAUUGGCUUCCGUUAACCGUGGUCGUGUGAUUAAGGUCACUAACUUCGAAUCACUUGCCCCUCACCGCUGAGAGUUUGAAAUCUCGCUUUGAAGUUACAAUCCUUACUGUGAGGAGGCCAUCUAGCUGGCUUGCGGAGAGUCGGUGGUUCUUCCGGUACCUGCCUGUGACGACAUCAUACCCGUUGGGGCACUUGGAGUUUUUUUUUCCCCCACGAAAAGCAGGAAAAACGCUGUAUGACCUAUAAUCAAUUAUAUCGGGGUGAUGUAACACCCGACACAAAAAUAUAAAUGUAAAUGAAUUGAACAAUAAGUGGUGAACAAGAAAUUUUGUUGGGUUAUAACAAUUAUGUAAGUCUAUUUGGCCUGCUUUGGACCGUCAUAUGGUAAAUAAAAUAUAUUAUCAGAUAUUAAAUGUUUUCACUACAGUUAUUUGUUGGCUUUGUGUUUUGUUGCGCUCUCUGUAUUGUAUAAUAAACUAAAAUAUAUAUA
Messenger RNA from Mercenaria mercenaria, 3632 nucleotides. RefSeq names its product fibrinogen-like protein A. Lineage: Eukaryota; Metazoa; Mollusca; Bivalvia; Venerida; Veneridae. The transcript is spliced from 5 exons. The coding region runs from base 349 to 1293 and encodes 314 amino acids. The record is from RefSeq and is a predicted model, not a curated record.